Molecule: messenger RNA, 7183 nt
Organism: Vicugna pacos (alpaca)
Lineage: Eukaryota; Metazoa; Chordata; Mammalia; Artiodactyla; Camelidae
Source: RefSeq, a predicted model, not a curated record
UACAAGCCACGGCCCAUAAAAAGGAGUCCUAGUGAGCUCAAUGGAGUGUCCACCACCCCUUCAGCAAAGACAACAGGUUAAAAGUGAGAUCCCAUGGCUUCCUGGAAGAGCCCCUGGUGGCUGCUGAGAUGGAUGGUCUUCAUGCACAUUGCCCUUCUGCAGACCACAGCCGAGAAGUCACCUGGGGCCUACUUCCUUCCUGAGUUUGCCCUCUCCCCUCAGGGAAGUUUUCUGGAAGAUACAACAGGGGAGCAGUUCCUCACGUAUCGCUAUGACGACCAGACCUCAAGAAAUGCUCGUUCAGAUGAAGAAAAAGAUAGCAACUGGGAUGCUUGGGGCGACUGGAGCGACUGCUCCCGGACUUGCGGGGGAGGAGCUUCCUAUUCUCUGCGGAGGUGCUUGACCGGCAGGAAUUGUGAAGGGCAGAAUAUUCGAUACAAGACAUGCAGCAAUCAUGACUGCCCUCCCGAUGCAGAGGACUUCCGAGCCCAGCAGUGUUCAGCCUACAAUGAUGUCCAGUAUCAGGGGCGGUAUUAUGAAUGGCUUCCAAGGUACAAUGAUCCUGCUGCCCCCUGCGCGCUCAAGUGCCACGCACGGGGACAAAAUUUGGUAGUGGAGCUGGCACCCAAGGUACUGGAUGGAACUCGUUGCAAUGCUGUCUCCCUGGACAUGUGCAUCAGUGGCAUUUGUCAGGCAGUGGGCUGCGACCGGCAACUGGGGAGCAACGCCAAGGAAGACAACUGCGGCGUCUGUGCUGGUGACGGCUCCACCUGCAGGCUGGUGCGGGGACAGUCCAAGGCACACGUUUCUCCUGAGAAAAGGGAAGAAAAUGUAAUUGCUGUUCCUCUGGGGAGUCGAAGUGUGAGAAUUACAGUGAAAGGACCUGCACAUCUCUUUAUCGAAUCAAAAACACUUCAGGGAAGCAAAGGCGAACACAGCUUUAACAGCCCUGGAGUUUUUGUCAUAGAAAAUACAACCGUCGAAUUUCAGAGGGGCUCAGAGAGGCAAACCUUCAAGAUUCCAGGACCUCUGAUGGCUGAUUUCAUCUUCAAGACCAGGUCCACUGCGGCCAAGGACAGCGUGGUCCAGUUCUUCUUUUACCAGCCGAUCAGUCAUCAAUGGAGACAGACUGACUUCUUCCCCUGCACUGCGACGUGUGGAGGAGGUUAUCAGCUCAAUUCUGCUGAAUGUGUGGAUAUCCGCCUGAAGAGGGUGGUUCCUGACCAUUAUUGCCAUUACUACCCUGAAAAUGUGAAACCAAAACCGAAACUGAAGGAAUGCAGCAUGGAUCCUUGCCCAUCGAGUGAUGGAUUUAAAGAGAUCAUGCCCUAUGACCACUUCCAGCCUCUCCCUCGCUGGGAACAUAAUCCUUGGACGGCAUGCUCGGUGUCGUGUGGAGGCGGGAUUCAGAGGCGGAGCUUCGUGUGUGUGGAGGAGUCCAUGCACGGAGAGAUACUGCAGGUGGAAGAGUGGAAGUGCAUGUAUGCGCCCAAACCCAAGGUGAUGCAGACCUGCAAUCUGUUCGACUGCCCCAAGUGGAUCGCCAUGGAGUGGUCUCAGUGCACAGUGACUUGUGGCCGAGGGUUACGGUACCGGGUUGUUCUCUGUAUCAACCAUCGUGGCCAGCACGUUGGCGGCUGUAAUCCACAACUGAAGUUACACAUCAAAGAAGAGUGCGUCGUUCCCAUCCCAUGUUAUAAGCCAAAAGAAAAGGGUCCAGUGGAAGCUAAAUUGCCUUGGCUGAAACAAGCACAAGAACUAGAAGAGACCAGAAUAGCAACAGAGGAACCAACGUUCAUCCCGGAGCCCUGGUCCACCUGCAGCACCACGUGUGGGCCCGGCGUCCAGGUGCGCGAGGUGAAGUGCCGCGUGCUCCUGACCUUCACACAGACGGAGACCGAGCUGCCUGAGGAGGAGUGUGAAGGCCCCAGGCUGCCCACCGAGCGGCCUUGCCUCCUGGACCCCUGUGAUGAGAGCCCAGCCUCCCGCGAGCUGGACGUGCCCCUCCAGGAGGAGGACAGUGAGAUGACUUACGACUGGGAGUACGCUGGGUUCACCCCCUGCACCGCGACAUGUUUGGGAGGCCGUCAAGAAGCCAUUGCGGUGUGCUUACACAUCCAGACCCAGCAGACCGUCAAUGACACCUUGUGCGAUACGGUCCACCGCCCCCCAGCCAUGAGCCAGGCUUGUAACACGGAGCCCUGCCCGCCCAGGUGGCACAUGGGGUCCUGGGGGCCCUGCUCGGCUACCUGUGGUGUUGGCAUACAGACCCGGGAAGUGUACUGCCUGCAGCCCGGGGGAUCGCCCUCCCCUCCUGAGGACUGCAGAGAGGAGAGGCCCCACGCCUUACAAGCAUGCAAUCAGUUUGACUGCCCUCCUAGCUGGCACAUCGAGGAAUGGCAGCAGUGCUCCAGGACAUGUGGCGGGGGCACUCAGAACCGCAGAGUCACCUGUCGACAGCUGUUAACGGAUGGCAGCUCUUUGAAUCUCUCAGACGAACUGUGCCAGGGACCCAAGGCCUCUUCUCAUAAGUCCUGCGCCAGAACAGACUGUCCUCCGCAUUUAACUGUGGGAGACUGGUCGAAGUGUUCUGUCAGCUGUGGUGUUGGAACCCAGCGAAGAAAGCAGGUGUGUCAAAGGCUGACAGCCAAAGGCCGGCGCGUCCCCCUCAGUGAGGCGGUGUGCAGGCAUCUCUCUGGGCCGCCUCUCGUGAGAUCUUGCCAGAUGCCUGUGUGCAGGAAAACGAAACCAGAGGUGAGGACAAGGCUUGGCGAUCAGGGUCCUCAGAUCCUCGGGGUCCAGAGAGUCUACAUUCAGACGAGGGAGGAGAAACGCAUUAACCUGACCGUCGGUAGCAGAGCCUAUUUGCUGCCCAACACGUCGGUGAUUAUUAAGUGCCCGGUGCGACGCUUCCAGAAGUCGCUGAUCCAGUGGGAGAAAGACGGCCAUUGUCUGCAGAACUCCAAACGACUCGGCAUCACCAAGUCGGGCUCCCUGAAAAUCCACAGCCUCGCGGCCCCCGACAUCGGCACGUACCGCUGCGUCGCGGGCUCUGCCCACGAGACGGUGGUCCUCAAGCUCAUUGGCACUGACAACCGGCUCAUCGCGCCGCCGGCCCUCAGAGAGCACGUGAGGGGGUAUCCUGGGAGGGACCCCAACGAAGCCAAUAAUUUGGGAGCCACGUGGCAUAAAAUGAGGCAAAUGUGGAGUAACAAAAAUGAGCUUUACCUGGACGACGACCACAUUCAUAACCAGCCUCUCUUGAGAGCUCUGCUGGGCCCCUGCGGCCCUUCUGCGGGGAACACCGACUCCUGGGAGCUUAAGAAUAAGCAGUUUGAAGCAGCGGUUAAACAGGGAGCCUACAGCAUGGAUACCGCCCAGUUCGAUGAGCUGAUAAGAAACAUGAGUCAGCUCAUGGAAACCGGAGAGGUCAGCGAUGACCUGGCGUCCCAGGUGAUAUAUCAGCUGGUGGCCGAGUUAGCUAAGGCGCAGCCGGCACACGUGCAGUGGGGGCGCCCCGAAGCGGUGCCUCCCGCGGCUCAGCUGAGGGGGGGAUCAGGAAGCGUCCCCCAAAGCGUGAAGGUGAAAAAGUCAGGCAAGCUGAUGUUCAAGCCAAAGGGACCUGUUCUUCUGAGACCAAGCCAGCCCACCUUGAUUUCCUUUAAUAAAACAAUAAAUGCAAGGAUUGGAAACACAGUCUACGUUACAAAAAGGACGGAGGUCAUCAAUAUACUGUGUGAGCUUGUUACCCCCAGUGAGGCCACAUAUACGUGGACCAAGGAUGGGGCACUGCUCCAACCCUCAGAAAAAGUCGUUUUGGAUGGAAUGGGGGAAAUGCAGAUACAGAAACCCACGAAGAAAGAACAAGGAAUAUAUGGCUGUUCUGUAGCCAAUCAUCACGGUUCAGAUGCGGAAAGUUCUCCCGUGCUGUAUGCAGAGGCGCCUGUCAUCUUGUCUAUUGAAAGAAAUAUCACCAGACCGAAGCACGAUCAUCUCUCUGUCGUGAUUGGAGGCAUCGUGGAGGCACCCCUGCGAGCAAGCGUGACAAUCCAAUGCCCUGUAAAAGGUGUCCCUCAGCCUAAUGUAACUUGGGUGAAGAAAGGAGGAUCUCUGAGUGACAAUAUUUCCUUGCUUUUCAAUGGAUCCCUGUUGUUGCAGAACGUUUCCCUUGAAAACGAAGGAACCUACGUCUGUACAGCCACCAACGCUCUUGGAAAGGCAGUGGCAACAUCUGUCCUCCACUUACUGGAACGAAGACAGUCAAACAGUAAGAGUGUAUUUCCCAAGGACCAUAAAAAGCAUAUACUCCAGACGUCCAACACUGGAACCAACAGCAGUGAGCCAACAGGAGAACCACUACCUUCAGAGCCUUUUUGGGAGCUGGGCAACUGGACACAAUGUUCUGCCACCUGUGGCCACCUGGGAGCCCGAGUUCAGAGACCCCGGUGCGUGAUGGCCAACGGGCAGGAAGUGGGCGAGGCCUUCUGUGGUCAUCUCCAGAAGCCCCUGUCUGGGUUCCAGCCCUGUAACAUCCGGGACUGCCCCUCGAGGUGGUUCGCAGGUGCGUGGUCAGAGUGUUCCGUGUCCUGUGGUGAAGGAUUCCGCAGUCGGCAGGUGACAUGCAAGCGCACAGAAGCCAACGGAACUGUGCAGGUGAUGCCUCCAAGAGCGUGUGCCCCCAGGGACAGGCCUCUGGGGAGGAGACCCUGCUCUGGUCACCCGUGUGUUCAAGGGCUGGUUGACCCAGGGAACCAGUGUCCUGGACAUUGCCUGGGUCGUGCGGUGAGGACGCAGCAGCAACAUCUAGUCUGUCAACACCACAACAGUUCUGACUCCGGCUGUGAUGACAGAAGGAGAGCCACCUGGAGGAGGAACUGCUCAUCAGGGGCUUGUGACACGUGCUGGCGCCCCGGCCCUUGGAGGCCCUGUACGGCGGCCUGCGGCAGGGGCUUCCAGUCUCGGAAAGUCGACUGUGUCCACACAAGGAGCUGCAAACCAGUGGCUGAGAGACGCUGUGUGCAGAAAAAGAAACCCGCAUCCUGGCGGCACUGCCUGGGGCCUUCCUGUGACAGAGACUGCACAGACACAACUCACUACUGCACGUUUGUAAAGCAUCUUAAUUUGUGUUCGCUAGACCUCUACCAACAGAGGUGCUGCCGGUCGUGUCAAGAAGGCUAAAACUUUUGGGGGAGGGUGGUCAGAAUGCUGCUGUGAAGAUAAAACAAAAAUGUAAAAGCUCUUUUCCCCUUGUAGCUGGUUCAAAACAUGUAUUUCUUAAAACAAACAAACAACACUCUAGAUUCUACCAACAGAGGUCGAUGCAAAAUCACCACCGUUAAAAUUUGUUACUGUCAUUUCCCUGUGGUUGGGUUUUAACUCUAACUCUUUUAAAUUGUAUAUUCCAGGACUAACAUCAAACCCCCUGGCAGGCAGGCCAUUGCACUUGGGACCUCGUCCUGUCCUAAUCAGGAAAGCACCGAGGUCACCUGCGCAUUGUCGCGAGCUGCCUCUUCCUGUGAUUUGCAGACGAGUGUAGAGUGGAGCAUCGUGAGGGCUUGGGAAGCACAGCAACUGAUGACGUCUCUCAGUUUUAGGGUUUCAGCAGGUUUAUAAGGCAUUUACGUUCUAGAAGCUCUGGCCAGUAGUUGUUAAGUCGUUGGCGCUAAUGGCAUUUUUAUGGAUCCUUGAGUUUAGUCUGUGAAAAAGAGACAGUUGCUCUGGACAGGCUCAUGACCCUGACUUUUCCAGGGAUCGUGGUGGGUGGGGUUGGGGGUGGGAUGGCAUCUUGUCCUCGCUCUUCGAGAACCCGUGGAAGAAAACACAGAGCAAAUGUUGCUGCCAUUUUCACAACUACGGAAAUCUAUCUGUGACCAAAUGAGGCAUCCUGGAAAUCAGAGAGGGAAAGCUAACCUCUUCUACUGAUGGUGAAGAUUCAAAGCUUUCUUUUUGAAGAGCUGUGAAUGAAACUUUUUCUAAGCACUAUUCUCUUGCACACAAACAGAAAACCAAAGCCUUAUUAGAUCUAAUUUAUGCAUAAAAUAGUAUUUCUAAGGAUUUUUAUUUUGGAAAAAUUAUAAGAAAGUAAUCUGAAUUUGAAACGCGAUCAUUGAAAGCAGUUGCUGAUGGUAAGUAAUUGUUUUAAUUUGAACUGACUUCUCAGUAAAUCCAAAGCAAAUUAGGGUUAGGUUGGCAGGUGCAGUGAGGAUGAGGGGUUAAAGCUAGGAUCUGGUGAACAGGGUUAGGGUUAGUUUGGUUUUAGGAUUGGGUUACGUGAGAAAGGAAGUCAAGUUAGGGCUAGGGCUAGGGUUGGCUUCAGGGAUUCGAGUUAGGGCCAGGUUAGGUCAGAGCUGGUUUGGGUUUAGAUUGGGCCGAUGCUGGUGUUAGCGAUGACAUGUCAGGGUGGAGGUUAGGUUUCAAGUAAAUGUUGCUGCUGAAGGAUUUGGGGACGAGAACUAAAUUGUAAACCCUAAAGCUGAUUUCAUUAGGGGGCUUUUUCCUUACAUGCUACCAGUUACGGCUUUAGAUGCCACACAACGCCAAGUAAGCGGUCAUACUUCUUUAUUCCGUGUCGCACUUGCCUGUUCGCACGCCAUCUACAGCAAAGUUCCCUGAAGCGAAGUGCUGGACUUAGUCCCCGGCCACUUGUAAGUGGACAGUGCGUUCCGGCUUUGGCUUUGUCUACGGACAAGCGUGCUGAGUCUCUCUGCCCUGUCCCGAGCGUCAGGCCUCUUGUUCUAACUUCAGCCUCACCAACACUGGGAUGAGCACUACUGUACGCGGAGGGCUUGGUGGUUGGGAAUGGAUGCGGGAACGUGAGUUGUUAAUCAUCAAUCACACUUGAUUGUUGAAGGUUUUUAAAUUAAAAGAGAGAUCAUUUGUAAAAUACUCUUUGUAUAUAUUUAUUAUAUGACUUAAAGGUGCAAUAUUUUAUUUUGUACAGAAUGUAAUAAAGACAUGGGACAUAUAUUUUUCUUAUUAACAAAAUUUCUUAUUAAAUUGCUUCACCUUUGUAUUUAAAGUUGCUGUUUUUCAUUUGCUAUUGUACUUUUUGUUAUCAUUCAGAUGGCAUUCCUGUGUACUGUAGUUUACUACUGUUUCUAUCACAUAAGAGUUCAUAUUUCUCUUUCAUGAUCCUUAAGUAAUUCAGAAAUAAAUGUACUUUGAUUAUUCAGUGGCAUCCUUA